Stegastes partitus (bicolor damselfish) is the source of this 3634-nucleotide messenger RNA. Its product is annotated as p53-induced protein with a death domain-like. Gene Ontology annotation, molecular function: protein binding. Gene Ontology annotation, biological process: signal transduction; apoptotic process; DNA damage response. The transcript has 10 exons. The record is from RefSeq and is a predicted model, not a curated record. The annotation marks the transcript as partial. Lineage: Eukaryota; Metazoa; Chordata; Actinopteri; Pomacentridae.
CCUGUGGAGGUGUGUGUGCCAUAUCAUCGAACAAAAAGAAGGGACGUGGUGGUGCGGACGUUUGACGGACAGUUGUGGAGCACUCUGCCCACUGACCUACGAAGAGGGAGCGAGAGCCAUAGCAGUCACCCUGGGGGACGUCCAGCCAGGCUGGCCUGCUGCUCAGUGAGUCACUUCUCCUGGUUUAUGGUGGUGUCCCGUCCAGUAAAGAACAGUUGCUGUGUUACACCAGCUGGGGCCCUGCUGGUAUCCAGUGCUGACCCUGGAGUCAAGCUCCACUUCCCCCCAGACUCCACUGUGCAGACUCGUACAGUAACUUUACAGGUGCUGCAGGUGUCUGUGUCAGAGGUGCAGUCACUGUGUGGUGAUCCUCAGGCGAGAGUCAGCCCCCUCCUUUGUCUCUCCCAAACUCCCAGCAUUAAUUUUUUGCAGCCAGUCAAAGUUCAGGUCCCUCUGCCAUCUGGAGUCACAGGCCAUACAGUUGAUAUGUCCUGCUUGCAUCUGCUCCAUGGAGACCCCUCUGCCCAAACGUGGACUGACAUCACAUCACAGGUGUCUCUCUAUGUGACCCAUUUGUAUGCCAUUUUCUACAUCUCACAUUUCUCCUGGUACUGGCUGUGGUACACCACACGGCGCUGUGUUAGUGGGGUUGUCAGGAAGGUCUAUCAAAGGCUAAAACAGUUUAAAGUUCAGUUCCUCGUCCUUCAGCGGAAGACUGAUCCUUCACAAGUUCUACUUCAGUGCUUACCUGCUAACAAGAUAGAGGGCAGAGUGCAGUCCUUGUCAGAGCAGUACGACGGACCCCAGCCGUCAGACCUGUGUGACCUGCUGGAGGGAGAGCAGUUCUUCGCUGGCUUUGAGAGGGGCUUAGAUAUCAGCACAGACAGACCAGACUGUGUGGAAGGAAGACUGUGUUUUGUGUUUUAUUCCAGCCUGAAGAAUCUUAAGGAAGUGUACGUCUGUCCAGCUCAGGGUCAGAAGGGACCAGUGAGGGGACAAGUGUCUUUUUACAGAGGGGAGAUUCCCAGUGAACUGCCAGAGGAAGUUGCCAGAAAGAGGAAAGGACUUGACAACCAGUGGCUUGCAACAUUACCACUAAGACUUCCUGCACUCAACUCAGAGAACAGUUUCGUCAUGGAGGAGCUCCAAUAUCCUCCUCUGAACCUGGGCGACCCUGAGAGCGGCUACCUGACAGAAGCCAACCUGCUGUCCAUCUCUCUUCAGAUAGGACAGGACUGGCGUGUUAUUGGCAUCAAUCUUGGCUUGAGCUACCAAGAGUUGGACCGCAUCCAAUACAAGAACAGGGACAACCUUGGCGCCUUGGUGCUGGACAUGCUGUUUCACUGGGCCUGGACACAGGGGGAUGCAGGACCCGGGGCAGUGUCAAGGCUGGCGGCCGCUAUGAUAGAGAGCGGCAGAAGAGACCUGGCAGAGGAGAUCGAGGACAUUGUGAACAUAGGAAGGCGAAAGUACUUGGAGUCACUGAGGAGAGUAGGCCUGGAAGCAGAGAGCUCCUCCCUCGGUGAAACCCAGCAGUAGAUGAGCCCACGCUGGGUCCAGAUGGCGGACUUACACUUGAGUAACCUGUUUGUUUACAGUGAGGCCCCAUCAUCUCACCCUGCUGUCUAAACAACUGUCCUGGUGCACAGAAAGUCUGUCUCUGUCACAGUCAUGAUAGUCAGCUACCAGCUGGCAGCACCUUUCACAAGACUUACAGAGGAACAGGUGAAAUGGAUGAACUGCAUAAUGGCCUGUGGCUUGGUUUUUUACCACUUUUAAAAAUUGUGUCAGUAUACAAGGCAAGCUAUGGAAGUCCAUUUCUGCCAAGAAAAGAAAAACACAUACUAGUAAUGAUACAGGGCUAUGUAAUCAUUUUAACAUUGCAUGCAAUCAUUUUGACUCAAUCUGACAAUUUUGUCUUUGAAUUAGGGCUAAACAAUGAACUGCAAUAUUAUCAAAAUAGCAAUUUGGCCGAGUGCAAUGUCCAAAUCACAGCAGCGGCAAUUUUUAGAUAAAGGUAAAAUGUGUCACAGCAUAUUAUUAUAAACAAAGCAUUAUGGUGCUACAAACAUGUUUAAAUCAUAUUCUCCAGAUGUAAGGGAACAUGCUUGUUCGGUGCAGAUUGCAGCAAAAAUGACAUCAUCAUUUCUAUGUUUGGUUCAGUGGAAAUGAAUUUUGAAAACAUUACCAAUCCCACUAAAAUCAUCACUCAUAUUGUAUUUGCAAUAUCUGUCCUAUUUAUCACAAUGUGAUUGUUUUUAUCCCUGCUUUGCAUGUUAUAUUUUACAGAGCACUACUUUUGCUCUGAUUUCGCCUCAGUAUUUCAAAAGUUACAUUAUUGAAACAUAGCACUUUACAAGUUUGACCAAGUAUCAUGAUUUUAACUUUGUGUCUCAAAAUCUUUGUUUCAGUAUCUCAUUAUUGUGACAUCUUUAAUUUUAUCACAUCUAAGGACCAGUUCAUGCUUUCUGCGUCUGUGGCCACAAGCUGAUGUGCACACCGUUCUGUUCAACCUACAUAGGCCAGUGAUGGGCGAUUGCAUUGCUGCUUAUAUCAAACAGAGAAAAUCACACAGGGUGUCUGUGGAUGUUUUCAAAAGACAGGUUUGACUUUGCACUAUUCAUAGGAUAUGACAGCAACUGACAGAUUGGACUGUAGCACCAUGUCAGUGAUUCUUGAGAAUCUAGAACUUCCUGCUGUGUUUGGGUGCUGUCAAUGGAAAGCAUACACAAAUCAAAGCUCCUCCCAAGUCUGACAGCAACUACCUCAGUUACAACUCCUUUAAUAAUGAAUUAUAAAGGUGUGAAUGACAGAGAAUCUUCUCAUACUCCUCUUCUCACAACAAGUGUUUAUUUUCCAGGUGUUUGCAGUUUGGACAGUCUGCCUGGUCACAGAUUUUGGGUUGCAUGCUGACUUGGGUGGAUGACAGAAUUUACGACAUGCGUACCCUUGUGCACGCAUGGAAGCGGAAAGCUUUACAGCUUUCUUUUUUUUUCUUCCCUUGGCAGAAAUGGGCCUCCAUAACUUUCACAGGUACCUGUUCAGGCAGAGCAAACACUGGCAGCUGUGGGACUGUUCACAGGUCUGAGAGAUGCUCUGAAAGGGCCUUUUUUUUUUUUUUUUUAACAGCUGAUUAAAUUUCUUCCCUUGAGUGCCUUUAGUCACUGAGUAAUCAGCUGCAGCAACAUCUCAGUGGCACAUCAGGAUAUUUAAUUUUUGUAAUGUACAUGUUUAUAUCUGUUUAACGAGUAAAACUGAUAUAAAUUCUGUAGGUGUUGUUUUUUGUAGCAUUCUGCAGGGAAUCUGGUGGUGACUCGCAUUUAUUGCUGCACGCCCAACCUUCAUCCCUGAUAUUUCAACUCUUACCAUAUUGUUUUUUUCCCUAGCAGAAAUGGGCCUCCAUAACUUUCACAGGUACCUGUUCAGGCAGAGCAAACACUGGCAGCUGUGGGACUGGUCACAGGUCUGAGUGAUGCCUUUUUUUUUUUUUUUUUUACAGCUCAUUAAAUUUCUUCCCUGAGUGCCUUUGGUCACUGAGUAAUCAGCUGCAGCGACAUCUCAGCAGCACAUCAGGAUAUUUAAUUUUUGUAAUGUACACGUUUAUAUCCUUUUAACUAGUAAAACUGAUAGAAAU